AUGGAGAGGCCGGUCGGACUGGCUCUGGCCGCGUCCGCAUGCACCGAUCGACGCGUCAAACCCACCCUCGAGCUCAAAGUCGCUCCUAGCGCCCUUUAUAUCUUGUCACAUGCUGCCCCUCCCCCAUCUCCCCCUUCUUCCCCUCUCCCCCCGCCCGUCCUCCUCCUCCUCCCAUGUCCUCCAAGCGUGGCCGAAAGCGCAACGACAACCUCCCCCCAAACCGCGCCCGCGAUGUCCAGCGCGCCUUCCGUGCCCGCCGCGCAGCCCAUCUCGAGGUCCUUUCUCUCUCUCUCUCUCCCCCGUCUCUUGUCUCCCGCUCACUUUCCUCCCCAGGCCCUCGAACAGCGCGUCGCAGAGCUCGAGGACGAAAACAACACCCUCCGUGCUGCUCUCAACCUCCCCCCCGCAAACCGUCUCCCGCUGGGCAAAGGGCCCACCGGCAAGGACAAGCCCAAGCCGCCCCCUACAACCCAGGCUGGCCCCUCGUUACAGAUAGCUUCCGGCUCAGGCACGUCAUCUCUCCCUCCCAUUUCUGCCCUCCCCCAUCUCUCUCCUACGACAUCCGUCCCCUCAACCAGUCGGACAGAUUCUCCCUCCUCCAAUUCCACCCGCACCACCUCUCUAUCCCCAAACAGCCUCAAUGCCGCCCUCGCCGCCCACUCCCACUCUCUUCCCGGCAUCGACUCGGCCUCCUGGGAUGACCCCAUGUUCACAGGCAAGGAUCAGCCGGAACCAACCUCUUCCUCCUCAAACACCACCCCCUACACCAUCCCUCCCGUCCCUGGCCCGUCCGCCUCCCAUUCGUCUCCUUACGCCUCCUCCGCCUCCCGUCAGUCCAUCGAAGACAUGUACAUGUCCUCUGCCUAUGGCCAUACUGCGGACAGGUCCAUGGGCGCCACAGACCCUUACUCAGGGACCAGUUCAUCAGCCUUCCUCCUCCGCGAUGAGCGCCCUACACCCCCACUCUCCCGUCUCGGCCAUAUCGCCCACAAUGCCCCCGCAGGGCGGGGGCCUCUCUCUCUCUUCGGCGUCCUACGCCCACCGCAGGUCCAUCACCGAACCGCACUACCGUCCUCCGACGCUCAACCCGAUUCCGUCAAUUCCGCAAAUGCGCCUGCCGCAGCCCCCCACACAUCCCUUGCGCGUGCCCUCGCCGUCGCAGAUGUCGGGAUCCGCCCCCUCGCAACACCCGGGGUAUGA
Molecule: messenger RNA, 1200 nt
Organism: Fibroporia radiculosa
Lineage: Eukaryota; Fungi; Basidiomycota; Agaricomycetes; Polyporales; Fibroporiaceae
Exons: 2
Coding region: 1-1200 (399 amino acids)
Source: RefSeq, a predicted model, not a curated record